This is a messenger RNA of Exophiala spinifera, 852 nucleotides long. RefSeq lists its product as uncharacterized. Bases 1 to 852 code for a protein of 283 amino acids. The transcript has a single exon. The record is from RefSeq and is a predicted model, not a curated record. Gene Ontology annotation, molecular function: oxidoreductase activity, acting on the CH-OH group of donors, NAD or NADP as acceptor. NCBI's taxonomy places the organism in Eukaryota, Fungi, Ascomycota, Eurotiomycetes, Chaetothyriales, Herpotrichiellaceae.
AUGGCGCUCCCACCUCUUCUCCAAGGACAUGUAUGUGCCGUGACGGGCGGUCUCACGGGGAUCGGAAGAGCAAUUGCUAUCCUGUUUCUCUCACACGGUGCCAAGGUGGCUAUCAACUACCUCCCAUCUCACAACAAAGAUGAAGACACCCUCCUCUCGUCACUGCGGACAGAAGCCUUCGAAGCCAUCAAGAGCCGUUUUCACUCUUCUUCUUCUUCUCCCUUGCCAGGUGUGGAAGAAGAUGUACCCCUUCUUGCUGUCGCCGGCGAUGUCUCCCGACCCGAGGCAGGGCGAGAUCUCGUUGCGCAAACGGUAGCAAAGUUCAACAGACUCGACACCCUGGUCUCGAACGCGGGCAUCUGCAAGUUUGAGGAGUUUCUCGAAAUCUCCCCCGAGUCCUGGCAAAGGCACCUCAACACCAAUUUAUCAGGGGCAUUCUAUGUCGUCCAAGCAGCGGCCCAACAGAUGGCGAGGCAGGAGCCACAAGGGGGUUCGAUCAUCGGCGUCUCGAGCAUUUCGGCUCUUGUUGGCGGCGCCCAACAGUGUCAUUACACCCCGACAAAGGCCGGGGUGUUGUCCCUCAUGCAGUCCACCGCCACGGCACUGGGGAAGUACAACAUCAGGUGCAAUGCCCUCCUGCCAGGCACCAUUCGGACCCAACUCAACGAUCAAGAUCUCGCCGACGGGAGUGAGAAGAAGAGGUACAUGGAGGGUCGGAUUCCCCUCGGACGGCUGGGAAGGCCAGAUGACAUGGCAGGGCCGGCGUUGUUUCUGGCCUGCGGUGAAUUGUCGUCGUAUGUCACAGGGGCGGCCAUCUUGGUUGACGGAGGAGCAUUUGUGAACUUUCAGUAG